Pseudophryne corroboree (corroboree frog) is the source of this 1125-nucleotide messenger RNA. Its product is annotated as Y-box-binding protein 2-B-like. Lineage: Eukaryota; Metazoa; Chordata; Amphibia; Anura; Myobatrachidae. The coding region runs from base 1 to 1125 and encodes 374 amino acids. The record is from RefSeq and is a predicted model, not a curated record. Gene Ontology annotation, molecular function: nucleic acid binding. The transcript has a single exon.
AUGGAAACCAUUGCAUCCGAUGAAAGACAAACCAAAGUAGAUCAGGAGCAACAAAAGUUGAUAAUGUACCAGCAGCAGGAAGACAAUAUUCAUUCUCUGGAAUCAAAAAUAACUGAGCUGUCUGAAUUAUUGGAAGUGGGUAAAGAAACUGAAAAGGAGGAUCGUAUUCGUCUGAAUGAAAUGAAAGAAAGACUGUCUCAGCUAGAAUCUGAGAAUAAAAUACUCAAGGAUGCCAACAUCCUAAACAACUGUCUUGAAGACUGUAUCCAUGAAGUUUCUAUGCGACCGGAUACUAAGGACAUAGGAUUACAGACUGAGGUAGUGGAUGAUAUACUGCUGGGACACUCUUCUAUGAAUAAAGUUAAUAGUCAAGGGACACAGUAUAUGUCUCUUAAAAUGACUGGCACAGUAAUAUGGUUCCAUGUGAAGAAAGGCUAUGGCUUCAUUAAAAGGCAUGACACCGGAGAAGACAUAUUUGUACAUUGGACAUCCAUAAGGAAUAAUAACCCCCUUAAACUGUUGUACAGUGUAGGAGAUGGAGAGAAAGUAGAAUUUGAAGUGUUGGAAGGGGAAAAGGGUGUACAUGCAGCAAAUGUGACUGGCAUAGGUGGAGUGCCAGUAAAAGGGAGUCGAUUUGCUCCAAAACGAAAAGGAUCAUGCAGUUAUUGUUAUCAGUCACGAGAUAAAGCGGUUGAUGAAGGAAGUGCAUAUUCAGAACAAAGGCAAGGGAGAGAUCCAGCUCCAUGUCAUCCUUCUGCAACCUUACAUUACCAACGUUUCUCGAAAUUCAAAGGUAGAGUAAAUCAGUCCCAGGAUCAAGAAACAGCAAAUUCAGAUGCUAAAGACUUGAUAACUUUAGAAGCUUCGUCAGAGGAAGAACAUAGUCUCAGUGACAAUCGUAGUGAAGAACAUGAUCCCUUUACCCUAGCCAAAUAUCUUAAAUUUUCCAUCCAAAGUCCAGUACUAAAGGAAGGCAAUAGGUCAGGUGUAGAAGAACAAGGGAAACCAGCACGAUCAGAGAACACUAUCCCAGGGAGGCAUGAAGGCUAUGUAGUUCCAUCUCUCCCUAGUUGGCCAACAGUCAAAAUGAUUGAGAUGAGGUGGCUUGCUAAUGGAUGUGAAUGA